AGAGUCGUCAUACCACACGUAUUGGUCCGAUGACACGCAGGUAUGAAAAUAGGAAAGUAAAAACUGAUGAGGAGGUAACAAAUAUUCUUUCUUCUUCGAGAUGGCAGUCUAGAGAGACUUACUGCAUGCAAGCAAGCGGCGGUUAGCUAUUGAGUCCGCUCCAUCAAGAGUUUUUUUAACGCUUCGAUUUCUUCUCUAGCCUUGGCAAGCUCGGCUUUGACGUCAUCGUCGGAGGAUUUAUCUGUCCAGGUAGGAAGCGUGCUGUCUUCGCUGUCGGAGCAAGCGGGACUGCUGUUCUCGUCUGCUUGGAUGGAGGUCACCGCACUGAUGGAAGAACCCAUGUUUUCGUGAUACAAGUCGCUGUCGUCCUCGGCAUACGUUGGGCAACAGCAGACAAAGUUAGGCGAUGGCACACGGUACUCGUUGCCAGAAUACUUCAGCUCCCCGUUGCUAAGGUUGAAGUUGAAGACCGCAAUCGAGUCGGUAUCUUGGUUUGCAACCAGUAAGUAUUGGCCGGAAUUGUCGAACUGGAAGUGCCGCGGAGUUUCACCCCGGGUGUGAAAACAUCCGACGGUUUGGAGCUCACCCCGUUUGGACCCUUUCCUCUUGACGCGAAACACGGUGAUUGACUGGUGUCCCCGAUUCGAUACAAUCACGAAUCUACCGGAUUUGUGCACGCACAUGCGACCGCAGGUGUUCAUUGUUGUGGGAAACGCUUGCGGGAUGGUUUUAAUCGAUUGGACCAACCUAAGGGUCGAUUGGCCUCGAAACCGAUUCAUGUCCUCCCCAUUUUUGGAUGCUGCGUAGAUUUCGUUCAAAAGCUGACGGUUGAUUUCAAACACCGCAACCUUAAUACAAAAAAGAAAGAAAGAGCAAACAAGAAUGCAUAAGUGGAUGUCGAGACAGAAUGAAACAAAACUCGAAAGCCACACUGUUUCUACAGUGACUUACGGUGGAGCUCAAUUCAUUGACAACAUAUCCAAUGUUGUACUCCGGAUGAAAAUCAAAGUAGCGCGGUCCGUCCGGUUUGCCGGUACAAAGCCCGGACGGCAUCACGUUGAGCUCGAUGGCAAUUUUGCCAUCCGCGGCGUCGUAAUAGAAUUCCCGGAUGAGAUCCUUUCCCAAAUCGGGAACGUACGCCACCCGACCCACGAACGGGUCCAGGACCAGUGCGUGCGAGUGAGGAUCGGCCUGGCGGGCCGAGAUAGUGGAUGCGUCGUUACAGGAGUGGUUCACGCCGCCAUCCUUUUUGGCGCAGGCUACCAUGCUCUUUCCCAUGUUUGGAUCGUAAACGUUCUUGACACCACCGACCAGAGCUCCGGUUUCGGGGUCCAUCGGGAUCGUCACCAGGGUCGAGUUCCAAUAAUUCACUGCCAGUAGAUUGCGGUGGGCUUUGUCGAUAGUCAAGUAGCAGGUGGAGGUCCCCCCGGCAUCCACGGCUUCUCCGAAUUGUUCCAAUGAGCCAUCCUGCUUCAGUUUGUAAGCAAUAAUUUGACCGUUCUCGUGACAGUCUUCGGUACAAGUGUAGACCACAUUCAAACGGGGGUGGUGCCGAGAAAAGGCCGGGUUUUUAAUGACGUUCGCGUCUCCCUGGAUGUUUAAGAGGACAAGCGAACCGUCGGAUGGGGAAAAGCGAUAUACGUGCACAGAGUGCUUGGCUUCGCUACCACGAGGGCCAUGGGCUGUAACGAAGAGGAUGGAAAACAAACAAGAAAUUUGAGAAAUGCACGGCUCUUUUCUAUCGAUUUGGUGUCACAUUAGCUAUUUGGAUGAUAGUCUUACCUAGUUUCUCAAAGUCGGAAUAGGAAGUGACAAAAAAUAGUUGAUGAUCGUCCUCCUCGCUCUCUACUUGUUGGAAUGUUGUUUCGGUGGACAAUUCAGUAUUGGCUCUUCGGUAGAUUUUCAUAGUAUCUUGAUGUUUUCUUGUUGCUAUAUGAGUGUUUGUGUCUAUGACGAUGGAUGCUGGCCUUUAUUGUUUUGUCUUCUGGUUAAUAUUGAUUCGUUUUUCUCUUCGCUGUAUUCUUUGAUGAUUUUCUAUCGUUUAUUCUAUUUUAUGAGGAGAGAAACACUCUUGACGACUCCUGCACUUUGUUUGAUGGUGAGUGUGUUGUCAAAUACUUGUGAUGAUGUCAAUACUGCUGUCAGUGACGAUGAACCUUUCUCGUCUGUGAUUUUAUUUGUGUCAGAGCUGCUCGUGAUGUUGAUGUUCGCCUGCGGCGAAAGGAGCCGAAACGGAUAGGAAUCGUAAGUUUCCGUGAAGUUUUCGAAAGUACCAAAAACCUUCAAUCAAUCUUCCGCCAUGUAGAAAGGGUGUCAAGGAAGGAAGGAAGUUCUCUCGAACUGGGUUUGAAGAAUUUUGAAGAGACGUUAACAGAUGCAGAAAUUGAAGUAUUGGUCGCUGAUUGGUCAAACGGGAAAACUCUAAACCAAUCAAAAUUGACAGAUUUCAUGACAACCUUUUGAUCGCGCUCGGAGGCGCAUAAAAUCUUCUCCGUUUUCGGCAUAUGUAAAACUAUAAUGGUCCGUCGACUCCGAACCGUGUCAGCUGUCAAUCAAUCCCAAAACAUUGUGGCACCUUGGCCUUUUGAAGGCACAUUACAGCAGCGAUCAACAAAAGAAACAUGAUACGACGCUGUAGUCGUACGAGUCGUAUGAAUACCAUCAUUUUCUUCAAUAUUUUUGAAAAAAUGGAUCACCGCUGUGUUUCCGGACUCGAAUCACAGUUUCAACAAGAUAGCUGUAGAACAUUCGUGAGAGAGGGGGCGUGGAACCAAAUCUACUGUGGCAGUAGCCAGUAGUAGCUAUGGAACAUACUCGCAUUGUUGUUGCAAACCGUCAUGUAAUGCAUAGUACAGGUCAAAACCUCCCAUGGCUUAUUCUUCUUGCACCUCUAUGAGUAUCCUCUGACUGCAUUCUCUUCUGCAGAGGUCGCAACAAGCUGCUGGUUGAUCAUGCAGAUUCUCUGUCUUUCAGACUUGCAUUGCGAUCAAAAAGUAUUUCCUUCUUGCGCUCUGAAUCACGGUAUGUUUUCGUGCAUAGGAUGUAGCUGAGUCGCUGUUUUGGCCAUUGCAAUGUUUCUGUGCAGUAAACAUUAGGUAAGAUG
Molecule: messenger RNA, 3103 nt
Organism: Pseudo-nitzschia multistriata
Lineage: Eukaryota; Bacillariophyta; Bacillariophyceae; Bacillariales; Bacillariaceae
Source: the annotation of a GenBank genome assembly